GGCAGUGUGAGGUUGGUAGAUGGUGACAGUCGCUGUGCUGGGAGAGUGGAGGUUCUUUAUAGAGGACAGUGGGGAUCAGUGUGUGGUAAUAACUGGGAUAUGAGAGAUGCUGCAGUGGUGUGUAGAGAGCUGGUCUGUGGAGAAGCUGUAGAUACAUAUCAUGAGUCUUACUUUGGAUCAGCAUCAGGACCAAUCUGGAUGGAUAAUGUGCACUGCAGUGGCUCUGAGUCUACACUGAGGAACUGUGAAUCAGCAGGAUGGGGUAAACAUAACUGUGAUCAUUCUAAAGAUGCUGGAGUCAUCUGUUCAGGAGUCCGGGUGGUUGGUGGUUCUCACUGUUCUGGGAGAGUGGAGGUUCUUCAUGGAGAGAGCUGGGUCACAGUGUGUGAUGCUGACUUUAACCAGCAGGAUGCAGAGGUUGUGUGUCGAGAGCUGGGCUGUGGUUCUCUUGUGGAGGUUCUGGGAGCAGCUGCUUUUGGUAGAGGGGAGGGUCCGGUGUGGUCAGAGAAGCUUCAGUGUAGAGGAACUGAUUCUCAGAUUCACUUCUGUCCAAAAACAUCUUCACUCAAACACAACUGCUCCCAUGAUAAUGAUGUGGGACUGGUGUGUGCAGACAGUGUGAGGUUGGCGGAUGGUGGCAGUCGCUGUGCUGGAAGAGCAGAGGUUUUUCACAGAGGACAGUGGGGAACAAUUUGUGGUGCUGGUGCAAAUUUCAUAGCGGGUUUUGUCAUGUAUAAAGAGUUGGGCUGUGGAGAGCCGUUUAGGACUGAUGCAGCUGUUCCAGGAUCUGCACCGAUCUGGAUGAGUCAUGUGAAGUGUACUGGAUCAGAGUCUACACUGAAACACUGUGGAUUAUUAGGGUGGGGUGAACACAGCUGUAAUCAUAAUAUGGAUAUUGAGCUUACCUGUUCAGAUCACAGGACAUCCAGACUUGCUGAUGGUCCUCAUGUUUGCUCUGGGAGAGUGGAGGUUUUUCAUGGAGCGUCUUGGUUCACAGUGUGUGAUGCUGACUUUGACCAGCAGGAUGCAGAGGUUGUGUGUCGAGAGCUGGGCUGUGGUUCUCCUGUGGAGGUUCUGGGAGCAGCUGCUUUUGGUAAAGGGAAGGGUCAGGUGUGGUCAGAGGAGCUUCAGUGUAGAGGAGAUGAAUCUGAGAUUACUCUCUGUCCAAUAACCUCUUCACACAAAUACAACUGCUCUCAUGGUAAUGAUGUGGGACUUGUAUGUUCUGGUCAUACUCAGGCUCGGCUGAUGAACGGCUCAGACUCUUGUUCUGGUCGAGUGGAGCUCCAGUACCUCAGUGAGUGGGGUACAGUGUGUCAUGUAAGCUGGGAUAUGAGAGCUGCCAGUGUCCUCUGUGCUCAGCUGAAGUGUGGGAGUUCUGUGGCUGUGUUGGGGUCAGACUGGUUUGGGGAGGGGAGUGGCCGGAUCUGGGCGGAUGUGUUUGAUUGUCAGGGGAACGAAACACACCUGUUAAAGUGUCUCAUUUCAUCAUGGAGUCGAACUGCAUGCUCUCAUAAACAGGAUGUUGGACUCCUCUGCAGUGGUUCUUCUCUGGCGUCUCAUGAGGGUGUAGUGAGAUUGACUGGAGGGAUGGAGUGUGAGGGGGAGGUAGAGGUUUUCUUCAGGCAGGACUGGAGGAGAGUUCUGCUGGACUCCUGGAGUGAGUCUGAGGCCUCUGUGGUCUGCAGACAGCUGGGCUGUGGUUCUGUACUCAACACCUCCAGCUCCUCUUCAUCCAGUCCUGAACACAGCUACAUGUGUGUGACGGGUUUCAACUGCUCUGGGAGUGAAGCUCAUCUGAGGAACUGCAGCAGCUCACAAGCAGUUAACUGCAGCUCCACGGAACAGCUCUACAUCACCUGCUCUGGCUACAGCUCCAUCAGGCUGGUUGGUUCUGGGGGAGACUGUGCUGGAAGGCUGGAGGUUUUCCACAGUGGAUCAUGGGGGACAGUGAGUGAUGAAUUGUGGGAUAUUGAGGAUGCGCAGGUGGUCUGCAGACAGCUGCAGUGUGGAGUCGCCCUCAGUGCUCCAGUACCAGUACCAGCCCGGUUUGGAUCUGGAACUGGACCCAUUUGGCUGAAUGAGGUGGAGUGUGAGGGGAACGAGGCGUCUCUGUGGAACUGCAGAUAUCAGCUGUGUGGAGAGGAUGAAUGUGGACACAAGGAUGAUGUAGGAGUCGUCUGCUCAGGUACAGUGUGCUGAUUGCUGGUGUUCUUACAUUGAACACUUCACCUGUCAGACCUCUAAAUUUUCUCUUCAGUGCUGAAAGUGAGACUUAGUUAAACUGUUAAAAUAAGACUUGUUAAACCAAUCUAAAGUUGUUGCCAUGUGGGUCAGCCAGACCUCUUCCUGUACCUUUUUUUCUUGUUUUUUUGAAUGUGUCAGAAUGUAU
Messenger RNA from Astyanax mexicanus (Mexican tetra), 2392 nucleotides. RefSeq names its product deleted in malignant brain tumors 1 protein-like. Bases 100 to 2202 code for a protein of 700 amino acids. NCBI's taxonomy places the organism in Eukaryota, Metazoa, Chordata, Actinopteri, Characiformes, Acestrorhamphidae. Gene Ontology annotation, cellular component: membrane. The record is from RefSeq and is a predicted model, not a curated record. The transcript has 7 exons.